AUGGGCGACCACUCCCUGACGGCCCUGGCCAUCGGCCGCAUGCUCAACAUCGCCGGCAGCGGCCUGGUGCUCACGGGGCCAGAGGUGGACCGCAUCGAUGACGAGGGCCUGAAGCUGGUGGCCAAGGAGUGCAACGUCUUCGCGCGCGCAUCACCAGAGAACAAGCUGCGCAUCGCGUCAGACCUGGUGGUCGCGAUGACGGGUGACGGCGUCAAUGACGCGCCCGCGCUCAAGGCAGCUGACGUGGGGGUGGCCAUGGGCAUCACCGGCACCGACGUUUCGAAGGAGGCCGCAAAGAUGGUGCUGGCCGACGACAACUUUGCAUCGAUCGUGGCGGCAGUCCGCGAGGGGCGCCGCGUGUGGGACAACAUCCGGAAGAUCCUCGUAUUCAACCUGCCCGUCAACCUGGCCCAGGGCUUCUCCAUCAUGUACUCAUACGUGGUGGGGCUGCCUGAUGCCCCCCUCACGGCCCUGCAGGUGCUGCUGGUCAACCUGGUGACGUCGGUGACACUGGGCCUGGCCCUCGCGGCGGAGCCCCCAGAGCCGACCACCAUGGAACGUCCUCCCCGCCGCGCCGGCAAGCGCCUGAUCGGGAAGCUGCUGCUGUGGCGCAUGUUCUUCGUGUGCCACGUGGUGGUCGUCCUCGUCAUAGGUUAG
Messenger RNA from Monoraphidium neglectum, 657 nucleotides. RefSeq lists its product as hypothetical. Lineage: Eukaryota; Viridiplantae; Chlorophyta; Chlorophyceae; Sphaeropleales; Selenastraceae. The record is from RefSeq and is a predicted model, not a curated record. Gene Ontology annotation, molecular function: P-type calcium transporter activity; ATP binding; ATP hydrolysis activity. The coding region runs from base 1 to 657 and encodes 218 amino acids. The transcript has 8 exons. Gene Ontology annotation, cellular component: membrane; intracellular membrane-bounded organelle.